AUGGUGAGGUCUAAUGCAAACCUAGAUGAGAAGUGGGCAGAACGUAUUUGGGACCCGCGUUCUGCGACUGAGGGUGAUUCGGAAGAAAAUCCCCGCGCAGUAUGCAUCUGCGUAGUACCUGAAUCGUUGCGUUGCAGCAAGAGGGAAGCUUUCAUUCCUCAGUUCGUGGGCCUUGGUCCAUACCAUAAUUUAAGCCCUGACCUCAUCUUGACCAAGGAAAGGAAGUUGGCCGCAGCCAAGAGGGUCCUCAAAGACCUCCUCUCCGACAGCAUGAACCUAAUCCAACAACGCAUCAUCUCAAAGUUUGGCUCACAUACCCAAACUUUCUACCACCCAGAUUUCAAAUCCACAAAUAAUGAUCAUACCCUCUCCUUUAUUGAUGAUACCCUCUCCUUACUACUUGCCGUUGACGGCUUGUUCUUGUUGGCUUUCAUAAGGCUUCUCACCAGCAGCAGCAGUACAGCUGGCGGCGACCUUGAUGAUGCAGAGUUCUCUAACUUCCUAACUGGAAAAAUCAGGAUGCUCCUGUUUAACGCUGCUGGUGUAGAACUGACCAAGAAUGUUCUUAUCAGGGAAGUUUUCAUGCUCGAGAACCAAAUUCCCUCUCUGGUACUUGAGCAGAUCACUGGAUCAGCUCAGGGUCUGGGACUGGGUUCAAACGUGGUGACUUUCUGUAAAAACCACUGUCCUGUUCUCAACUUAGAAGAGCUCCCCAACGUGGACUAUGUUCAUUUGCUGGAUCUAAUGUACCAUUUGAUUGUACCUAGGGCUCAGUCUCCGCCUCAGCCCCAAGAGCCUGAAGCUCGGCCUGAAGCUCCGCUAGAAACUGAGUCCAAUGAUGACGAACCUCAGCCACCGGGAUUGGACAAUAUUUUCCAUCAAUCUUUGGAGGCGGGGAAUGGGAAUUAA
Molecule: messenger RNA, 909 nt
Organism: Glycine soja
Lineage: Eukaryota; Viridiplantae; Streptophyta; Magnoliopsida; Fabales; Fabaceae
Product: putative UPF0481 protein At3g02645
Exons: 1
Coding region: 1-909 (302 amino acids)
Source: RefSeq, a predicted model, not a curated record